AUGACUGCCACCGUUGGAAGCCUUGGAACGCUUUUCUCUUACAUUCAGCCGCGUGUUGUUGACGUUCCCCUAAAUAUGGCUCCAAGGCAUGAUAGGACCCCUUCCCUCACGGGAAACAACACAUCAGCUACACGCCUACGGUACAGUGGGUCAUCGUCUACGACUUGUUACAACGAGAGUCUUAGGCAGCUUGACAUUUUGUCACGCAAUUAUACUAGCGUCAGAGAAGACUCGAAAAAGAGAAAACCAAGUCAAAGCACUAAGCUCAAGAAAGUCUCCUUCAAUCUUAAAAACGCUUUGAGAAGUGGCCAGGUCGCCCUUAGCGAUAGCGAAGACAUUGAACACGAAGCAAUUAUGUGGAAACUGAAGCGCAUGGAAGUUCAAGCUCAGGCUAGAGAAGUGAAACGCAAACUUCAUAAACAAAACCAAGAAAUUCGUCAGAAACGACGAGAGUUGCAGCAUCUAAAGACUAUCGAAAAGCAGUUACUUCAAUGGUUAGAAACUUGUGAUGAUAAUUGUGAAGAAAUACCACAAGAAAAGCAAGUUACAGCAUUCGAUUCCUUGAUAGCGGUAAGUUUACGAACGUUGGAUGAUGACUAA
Molecule: messenger RNA, 600 nt
Organism: Paraglomus brasilianum
Lineage: Eukaryota; Fungi; Glomeromycota; Glomeromycetes; Paraglomerales; Paraglomeraceae
Source: the annotation of a GenBank genome assembly